Molecule: messenger RNA, 540 nt
Organism: Diaporthe citri
Lineage: Eukaryota; Fungi; Ascomycota; Sordariomycetes; Diaporthales; Diaporthaceae
Exons: 3
Coding region: 1-540 (179 amino acids)
Source: RefSeq, a predicted model, not a curated record
AUGCCUAUCCAUGGGAUCAGCGCAACGCAACUGAUCGCUGCAGGGAGGGAAUACUACGAAAAGCUGAAGAAGCACGGCGAGGUCAAGGACGACAAAAAGGUGCUCCUCAAGCUCAUCCGCUCAAAGCUCAACGGCAACCACACCGCCUCGGAACUGGACGAGCCCCUGGAGUACAGCUCGAGAUGCAAGACGAGGGCCGUUCUCGUUGUCACGUCCUAUCGACAUCAACGGCAUUCAGGUCACCAAGCUGGCGUCCAAGCUGCUGAUGAAGAAUAUAUUUCCGAGCACCCACGGUACAAUCUGUUCGAGGCCAACUGCCAGAACCUGGCCGAGGCCCUCGUCGUGGAACUCUGCAACGGGAAGGUCAUCAGCCAGUCCAACCUGGGCGAAGAGGUCAAGAUGCUUUCGACGAGGAUGUCAUCAACCCUGCUGAUGAAGAUGUCUCUUGACCGCACUGCAUUGCGGGAGCUGAAAUCGGACAUCAAGACGGCAGGAGAUCGUCUGAUUGCAGCCAGAGGAUCCAAAGCGAUACAUGAAUGA